CUCUAAUGGGGCGGCUAAUUCAGGUUUUUUGGACUCCCUUACAACAUAUAUUACUGUGGAGCAAAAUACUGGUUUGCUCUGCCCGUUCGAGGAAAGUGAGGUGAAAGAAGCUCUCUUUGCCAUGCAUCUGGAUAAGUCCCCUGGACCGGACGGUAUGAACCCUGGUUUUUAUCAAAAAAGUUGGGAGACAGUGGGUUCUGAUGUCACGUAGUUUGUUUUGAAGUGUAUUAAGGAUCGCUCUUUUCCUGACGGAAUGAACGAUACCACGCUAGUGUUGAUCCCCAAGAAGCAAACCCCUGAGACUGUGGCAGAUCUCCGACCCAUUGCCUUAUGCAAUACUACAUAUAAGAUUAUAGCCAAGAUGGUGGCAAAUCGCCUUAAACCCUUGUUGCAACAUGUUAUCUCGGAUAAUCAAUCCGCGUUCCUCCCAGGUGGAUGGAAUUUAGAGGUUGUGCAAAGCUUAUUUUGCCCCAGUGAUAUAGACCAGAUCAGUAGGGUGCCACUUCAACUAGAUAGUGAGGACAAAUGGUAUUGGGCAGGAGAGACGCAUGGGGAGUACUCCGUCAAAGAGGCUUAUCGUCGAUUGACACAAUCAUUGGUUGAAUGGAUGGAAUACCAAUUUUCAAAGCUUUCUGUUAAGGAGCUUAAGUUGGUAGCCGGAGGUAUAUGGGCAAUUUGGAGAGCCAGAAACAAGGCGGUUUGGGAUCAUUACAUCCCUUCACCGCAAUCUGUGGUAAGCUGGGUCAGAGAAGCCUUACUAGAUCUGCCAAACAGACCUGGUCAAAGUGGAAGACAAGAGUCGAUGCAAGUUUCCCCGAGAUCAGAGCACAGAGUCUUUCGAUGUUAUGUGGAUGCAGCCAUAUUCUCUUCCUCUAAAGAGGUCGCUUUUGGGAGCGUCAUCUUUAAUCCGGGAGGUUCCUUCUAUGCUGCUAUAAAUGGAAUGAUGCAAUGUCCCUUAGAACCGGUGAUGGUAGAGGCUAUGGCAUGUAGAGAAGCUCUUACUUGGGCUAGAGCUAACGAGAUCCAAGAUGUGGAGCUCCAUACGGAUUGCAGGUGGGUUGUGGAAGCUCUUUGUGAAAGAAACAUCUAGGUUUUUUCUUAUCUUGGAACUAUAAUAAAAGAUUGUAAGGCUC
Cuscuta campestris is the source of this 1133-nucleotide messenger RNA. The record is from the annotation of a GenBank genome assembly. NCBI's taxonomy places the organism in Eukaryota, Viridiplantae, Streptophyta, Magnoliopsida, Solanales, Convolvulaceae.